Messenger RNA from Didymosphaeria variabile, 1401 nucleotides. It is a transcript of the gene LYS9, whose product is annotated as saccharopine dehydrogenase (NADP+, L-glutamate-forming). Gene Ontology annotation, cellular component: cytoplasm. Gene Ontology annotation, molecular function: saccharopine dehydrogenase activity. The transcript is spliced from 5 exons. The record is from RefSeq and is a predicted model, not a curated record. Bases 1 to 1401 code for a protein of 466 amino acids. NCBI's taxonomy places the organism in Eukaryota, Fungi, Ascomycota, Dothideomycetes, Pleosporales, Didymosphaeriaceae.
AUGGAGGCCGUUACAAACAAGUUGCAGCAAGUGCUUGGUGGGGGUGCGACCAGCAACCACUCCGUCCUCCUGCUCGGUGCUGGCUUCGUCACGCGCCCAACCGCUGAGAUCCUGGGAAACUCUGGCGUCAAAGUCACAGUUGCCUGCAGGACACUAGAGAAGGCACAAGCUUUGGCCAAGGGCAUCAACAAUGCUACUGCCAUCAGCCUUGAUGUCGACAACGCUGAGGCUCUUGACGCAGAGGUCGCUAAGGUCGACGUCGUCAUAAGCUUGAUCCCAUACACCUACCAUGCAACCGUCAUCAAGUCAGCCAUCCGCAAGAAGAAGAAUGUCGUCACAACCUCUUACGUAUCGCCCGCAAUGGAAGAGCUCGAUGCUCAGUGCAAGGAGGCUGGCAUCACCGUUUUCAACGAGAUUGGUGUCGACCCCGGUGUUGACCAUCUCUCCGCCGUCAUCACCAUCGACGACGUCCAUAAGGCUGGGGGCAAGAUCCUCUCCUUCAAGUCAUACUGCGGUGGUCUCCCCGCGCCCGAGGCUUCGGAUAACCCGCUCGGAUACAAGUUUUCGUGGAGCUCUCGCGGUGUUCUGCUUGCCCUGCGCAACCAGGCCAAGUGGUGGCAAGACGGCAAGGUCAAGGAGGUCGAGGGCCCUGAGCUGAUGGCAGAAGCCAAGCCCUACUUCAUCUAUCCCGGUUUCGCCUUUGUUGCGUACCCCAACCGUGACUCUACACCCUACAAGGAGCGCUACAAGAUUCCUGAGGCGCAGACCAUCGUCCGUGGUACCCUGCGGUACGGCGGUUUCCCCGAAUACAUCAAGACACUCGUUGACAUUGGCUUCCUUGUCGAGGACGAGAAGGACUUCCUCAAGAAGGGAUCGAACAUCUCCUGGAAGGAGGCCACGUCCAAGAUUGUCGGCGCCAAGGGCGAUAAAGAGGAGGAUAUCGUCUGGGCCAUCAGCUCGCGCGCCAAGUUCGCCUCCACCGAAGAGAAGGACCGGAUCUUGGACGGCUUCCGCUGGAUCGGCCUCUUCUCUGACGAGAAGAUCACGCCCCGUGGCAACCCGCUCGACACUCUCUGCGCGACGCUAGAGCAGAAGAUGCAGUAUGAGGAGGGCGAGCGCGACAUGGUCAUGCUGCAGCACAGGUUUGAGAUCGAGAAUAAGGACGGUAGCAAGGACGUUCGCACUGAAACACUUGUCGACUACGGUGACCCCAAGGGCUACUCGUCUAUGGCUAAGUUGGUCGGUGUUCCGUGCGCGAUUGCUGUGCAGCAGGUGCUUGACGGCACUAUCUCCAAGAAGGGUGUGUUGGCGCCUAUGGAUCCUGAGAUCUGCAGGCCGUUGAUGAAGAUCCUGGAGGACAAGUAUGACGUCCGCUUCAAAUCGAAGACCAUCCGACAGUAG